AUGAUGAAGCCCCUGGCCCACAGCUUCCGGUACACUCUCACCAAGAUGCUCAUCGGCCAACCAAUGGAACCAGCUGACCCCUAUCUGAACCCUCUAAAAACCACAAGCCAGGAUACCUCCAGAAUACCUCCUCUUGGCCGACUCAGGUACGGCGUCUUCUGCAAGGGUCUCUCCCGCACCCUGCUCGCCUUCUUCGAGCUGGCCUGGCAGCUGCGCGCCAGCUUCCCGUACGUCUACGUGGCGGGCUCGGUGGUGCUCAACGUCCGCCUGCAGGUACACAUCUAGACCCCGCCGGAGCCGGCGUCAUGGCCGCCGCGGCGGCGGGCGGCGGGUGCCCCGAAGUCUCGCGAGGGUCCGCGGGGCCCGCCGCGCCUGCGCACUCGGCUCCUGGCGGUUCCUCCUGAUGGCCGGCGGAGACGGAGGACGCGAUACCGCGCCCUUCACACACGCGGGUGGAUGGACAAACAGACGGACGUGGCGCACCGAGUGAGACCCGGACCCCCCCCCGCGUGAGAGCAGCAAGGACAGCAUUCCCGAAGGAAGUUGGAUGGACCACAUACCCCGGGGCUGACGGACUCAAGUUAAGGCGCCUGCGGGCCUCGCGCUGGAGGGAAGGGACCCGGAUGGAGGGGGCGGGGCCGGGGCCACACCUCCGGUGGGGGCCACGUGGAAUUCCCGCCAAAACCUCGCGGCGCCGGAAGCAGAGCCGUGGCGGGGUAGUAAGGGGAGGGAGGAGGGGUCAGGGACUUCCGCCUCGGAAGCCGGAGCGGGUGGGGGGGGGGCCGGAAGCCAGUGCCAGGCGUGGCCGCGACCAGAACCAACACCACUCAGACGAGGGCAGCAAGGCGUCGGCAGGAGAGGCCCGCUGUCAGGGUAUGUGCCCGGGGUGGGGGGGGGACGCGUGUGAUACACACGUGCAGCGCAUGCGUGUACGCACCGAGGUCAUUGCAGACCUGGAAAGGUGGGAAACUACACCGCAGUCCCGUGUGAGCCAGCGUGCACGCUCGUGCGUGGAUCCCGAGGAGCGCUGGUC
This is a messenger RNA of Dipodomys ordii (Ord's kangaroo rat), 1033 nucleotides long. It is a transcript of the gene Smim10l1, whose product is annotated as small integral membrane protein 10 like 1. The transcript has 3 exons. NCBI's taxonomy places the organism in Eukaryota, Metazoa, Chordata, Mammalia, Rodentia, Heteromyidae. Bases 1 to 285 code for a protein of 94 amino acids. The record is from RefSeq and is a predicted model, not a curated record.